ACAUCUUAAAAUUAGCUCAUUCUGUUGUGUGAGUUCAAACUGCCUGACUCGGCAACAGAGGGAACAUAUCAUCAGAAUUCCCCCUUUGGCAAUACCUGCUGAUUGGGUCCUAAAAAAGCAAGCAGCUUUUAACUUUUAAUAUUUGGCUCCCGAGUUCUGCCACGAGUAGUCGCGAAAGAUAGAUUCUCCCUCAGAAGAUUUCCCCCAUUUUUUGGAGGGUAGAAAUAAAAAAUCCAUCAGUGAGGUUUUUUUUAAUCUUCAGUUAAAAUCUCAGUGCGUGUGUGAGCGCGCAUGUAGCCUAGGCUUUCUGCUGGAGAAGUUUAAGCGAAACUUUAAGGAUGAUAUACCUUGGAUGUUUCCUGUUGCUCUGUGGGCUUACGCAUGUCAUGGCAAGUUAUCCCAUCUGGUGGUCACUAGCAGUGGGCCACCAGUACUCGUCACUGGGCACUCAACCCAUCCUCUGUGGCAGCAUCCCCGGUCUGGUGCCCAAGCAGCUACGCUUCUGCCGGAACUACGUGGAAAUCAUGCCCAGUGUAGCCGAGGGGGUCAAGAUUGGCAUUCAAGAGUGCCAGCAUCAGUUCAGAGGCCGACGCUGGAACUGCACCACGGUCAAUGACAAUCUGGCCAUUUUUGGGCCAGUGUUAGACAAAGCAACUCGAGAGUCAGCAUUUGUUCAUGCUAUUGCCUCGGCUGGAGUGGCGUUUGCAGUGACCCGUGCCUGCGCUGAGGGUUCAGCCACCAUCUGCGGAUGUGACACCCGCCACAAGGGCCCCCCUGGUGAGGGAUGGAAGUGGGGUGGCUGCAGUGAAGAUGUGGAGUUUGGGAGCAUGGUGUCCCGGGAGUUUGCUGAUGCAAGGGAGAAUCGCCCUGAUGCACGCUCAGCUAUGAACCGCCAUAACAAUGAGGCAGGAAGAAUGUCCCUCAACGACAACAUGUUCCUGAAGUGUAAGUGCCAUGGUCUGUCGGGCAGCUGCGAGGUCAAGACGUGUUGGUGGUCUCAGCCUGACUUCCGAGUUAUUGGCGACUACAUGAAGGAUAAGUAUGACAGCGCAUCAGAGAUGGUGGUUGAGAAACAUAAGGAGUCCCGCGGAUGGGUGGAGACCCUGAGACCCAAGUACAACUACUUCAAACCCCCCACAGAGCGCGACCUGGUUUACUACGAAAGCUCACCCAAUUUCUGUGACCCCAAUCCCGAGACGGGCUCCUUUGGUACCCGCGAUCGCAUCUGUAACCUGACGUCCCACGGUAUAGACGGGUGUGACCUCCUCUGCUGCGGCAGAGGUCACAACACCAGGACUGAGAAGAGAAAGGAGAAGUGUCACUGUAUUUUCCACUGGUGCUGCUACGUCAGCUGUCAGGAGUGUGUAAGAGUCUAUGAUGUGCACACUUGCAAAUAAGGACGCCUGGUUCUUGCCUUUUCUCACCAAAAUUUAAAGACUUCAGUGGGCAGAAGAACAAAUACAGCAACUUAUCUACAAGACAUGAGAGACUGUAAAGCUGUCUGACCUGUUCGCAGACUCCAGGGCAGACGCAGCAGCCUUGUGUUUUGCGCUGUGAUGCUAAAAAGAGCCAGAUCUGCCUUGAUCAACUGAAAUGAUUAGAUGUUGACAUCACAAUGCAUCAUCGAUAUGACCAGCAAUGAUGGUGAUGAUGACAACAAUGUUGAUAUCUCUAGCAAUGACGAAAGAGUUUUCAUGAACUGACGUAGGAAAGGAGAACUGUCGGCUAAUUGACAAACACCAUAUUGGUGAUUUUUUUUUCCCAUGUUCCAAGUAGUUAUUUUUGUUGAGAAUAGUACAGCACUGCCAAUGCUUUCAAGACUACGGGGCAAACAAUGAAAGUUUUACAUUUUCUUUUAAUCACAAUUUGUUUUUGCCACAAAAAGUGAGCAAUGUACAUCAUGAGACACUCAACAGCAUGUAUUCUCCUCAACAUUAUAAGUAUGUAUGUGUACAUCUGAAAACUAACAUUAUCGUUGUGUGAAUGAGGUUUAUUAUAGUGUUAAUAUGUUACUGAGGUUUGGGUAAGAAUGCACUUGCACCUGAGUGAAUGUAGUUAUUAUGCUGCAAUGUGUUUACAUAUUCUCACAUUCUUAAGCUAACGAGUUAAUAUCUAAAUGACUAACUUUAUCUCGAGAGUAGACGUGAGCCACAUCAACUAAACAUCGGCAAAACAAGAAUACACACAGUUGCACAUUUCCUGAAACACCAACCUGGUAUCUCUCCCAACUUGUCAGAUACGGAAGCUUAGUCAGUGGCCCUCAGAGGCACCCUUUAGCAGUGGUAUGAGGCACGUGGAGCAGCGGUAUUUUUCGACACUCUGAGCGGCUGCCAUAGUAUAAAGAGCAAUUAGGUUAACUUCAAACUUCAGCUGAGAGGCCGUUGUUCAGGUCUUGUUUGAAGCCAAAAGUCAAUCCAGUUGUUUUAAAAACAACGUAGUGUGCUAAAUUGUGCUGCAUGCUCUGCUAAUAUGUCAUGAGACGUUGCACUACGUAAAUGUAGUUCAGUCAGGAACACUUUAGUCAAAGAAAGCUUAAUUUCCAUUUGCAGUAUUAUAUUUGGAUAUAAUACCUUUUAUAACUGCCUUUCCUAGGGCCUGUGGAAAGCACAAGGCAAAGAGAGCACACCUCUCUGCCCUUCCACACGCCUGCGUGGAAAGCCCUAAGGGGGCGAU
Molecule: messenger RNA, 2673 nt
Organism: Epinephelus lanceolatus (giant grouper)
Lineage: Eukaryota; Metazoa; Chordata; Actinopteri; Perciformes; Serranidae
Gene: wnt3a
Product: wingless-type MMTV integration site family, member 3A
Biological process (GO): cell fate commitment; canonical Wnt signaling pathway; neuron differentiation
Cellular component (GO): extracellular region
Molecular function (GO): cytokine activity; frizzled binding
Source: RefSeq, a predicted model, not a curated record